CAGCUUGUCACAUGGUACAAGGCUGUUGUGAAUAGCCUUGUACCAUGUGACCUCUGUGAUCAUUCACAGAUUUCACACGUAGUAAGCAAUGAUGUCACAAGUGACAUCUUGCUUACUACUUUGCAUGUGAUCACUGAUUGGCCAAUCAGUGAUCACAUGAUCGGGACCUCGUACAGAGGUCCCGUCCGACGAUCAGUGUUUCACUACUGUGUCCUUAUUGGACACAGUUGGUCACAUGGUACAGGACGAUUUCAUUGGUCCUGUACCAUAUUA
This is a messenger RNA of Staurois parvus, 273 nucleotides long. The record is from the annotation of a GenBank genome assembly. Lineage: Eukaryota; Metazoa; Chordata; Amphibia; Anura; Ranidae.